UCAGCGAUCAAUCAGCAUGGCUACUGAAGUGGGCCUAGACACACUCAUAGAGGCUUUGAAAGAACUGAUCAGAUUUGGUACAAAAUCUUUAGAAAAUGUAGAAAAGGACGUCGCCAAAGGUGGUUCUUUGCAAGAAAUUGUCGAUAAGAAAAUUCGUCCUUUAUUUGGUCUGAUGUCAGCUGGUGCCAAGUUCUUUAACAGUCUGGGUGUGAAAAACCAAAAGGAAGCAGAAAAUUUAUGGGAACAGUUUUUUCAAAACACUGAUGUUCGAGAUAAUGUUGAAGGCUUACUACAACUGGAAGUGGAGUGGGAUAGUUUUUUGAGACGUCUGGAUGUUCAGAUGCAAAUGAGCGACACCGUUCUUUCCCAGUGUCCUGCAGCCCAGACGCUCAGCUCAGAUACACAGUUUAUACACGUCCAGACUAAAGAGAAUGUGUCUCUGGGUCAGUACUUGGGGAAGGGAGAGAAUCUCCUCCUUGUGUUGCUCCGGCAUUUUGGAUGACAGCCAUGACGAGACCACCUGACUGAGCUGAAGAACGGCAAGGUGGAGUGGGAUAGUUUUUUGAGACGUCUGGAUGUUCAGAUGCAAAUGAGCGACACCGUUCUUUCCCAGUGUCCUGCAGCCCAGACGCUCAGCUCAGAUACACAGUUUAUACACGUCCAGACUAAAGAGUGA
Messenger RNA from Sinocyclocheilus rhinocerous, 676 nucleotides. RefSeq lists its product as uncharacterized. The transcript has 7 exons. Lineage: Eukaryota; Metazoa; Chordata; Actinopteri; Cypriniformes; Cyprinidae. The record is from RefSeq and is a predicted model, not a curated record.